UUGGUAGAUGCUCUCUUUGCUUUAAUAACAAUAGUGUAGUGUACAUACAGACAUCAGCCUAAACUGGAUUGAUUAAAAAACUAAAUACGCCUGCAGACGAAGAGGAAGUAUUGAACAAAAUUUGUCGGGAAAGAUUAUCAUGGUCGCGCUGGUGGUUCUAGCGGUGGUGACAUCCACUGCAAUUGCAGCGCAAGAUACUGAUGUGGGGUACUAUUACGAACUACCGAGGCUUUUUCACCUGGACGACUGGGAGGAGUGCGCGGCGAGAGAUGGGAGGUACUGCCUCGGGACCUUCGACCUCAUGCGGCAUCAGAACGAUCGGCUCUACAACGUUAUACAGCACGUGUCAAGGGACAGAUAUCGGUUCAACCACACGCGCCUGCAUCGAGGGCUGUGCCUGCCGUCAUCAUGUGCUCACUUCCACGAGCAUUCUCCAAGAGCACAAUUCAGCGCCUGCGUGACCAACAUGACACAAGAUCUCUACGGCUUGGAGACUAACCUCACAGAACUGCAGUACUGCAAGACAGCUGGAGAGAAAAGGCCCCUGGACCAAUGGGACCUCAGUUUUCUGUACGGGGCAGGAUUACUCCUGCUGGCCAAUGUUUUGGGUACGGCUUACCACGUGAUGGCAAGCAAGGAUGGCAUAUUAAUCAAGCAGCUCAUGGCCUGGUCAUUGGUGGAGAACUGGCGACGACUGACGGCAGACCACAGUAAGGGUGGGGAUGCCAGGUUAUCAGCUCUGAAGCCUAUACAGGGGAUGAAAGCCCUGACGCUGGUGCUGGUGAUGUUGGCUCACUCAGUGCUUGCCUACCACCUCACAUACCUCUACAAUCCACGGUUCUUCGAGGAAAGCAGUCACCACAUCCUGUCAGCAUACUUGCAGAAUGGCACAUCCAUAGUCCAGACGUUCAUCAUGGUCUCAAGUUUCCUUCUGGCGUACAACCUGCUCCUCCACAGCGCUGAUAACCCUAAGAAGCAACUCUCCUUGAAAAUGUUUCCCCGUUGCUUGGUGCACAGAAUUGCCAGAAUAUCACCUUUGUACGUAUUCGUGUUGGGCCUGGCCGCAACCUGGUGGGCGCAUGCUGGCGACGGACCUCUUUGGAGCCCGAUGGUAGAAGAUGAGGCGGCGCGCUGCAGAAACAAAUGGUGGCCCCAAGUACUGUUUGUCAAUAACGUUGUUCCUCGCCGUAGACAUGCAGUUAUACAUCAUCUGCGCGGUGUUGAUUCUGCUGCUGGGCAGGUGGCCGCGAGUGGCUGUCAAGAUCCUGGCUGUCUGUAUUUUCGGGUCAAUGUUGAUGAACUUCGCAAUUAUAUACAACUGGCAACUGAAGCCAAUGGUAUUGCUUAUGAUACCAGAGUUGAUGAGAACACAGUUCCCUGGCGAGCGUUCGUUCACAUGGCUGUACUCCGCGCCGUGGGACAGUCUACCUGCAGCACUAAUUGGUCUGUUGACGGCCUUCUUGUAUCAUUGUCAUCAGGAGGACGGAUACCAGCCAGCGAAGAGUAGGUGCAUGCGAAUACUGUAUCGUCUGUCAGUUCCAUGUAUGUUUCUAUGGGUCGUCGGGGGCUACUGGAUAAAGGGUGUCACCCAUCCCGUGGUAGUAACACUGUAUGCGACUGUAGACCGGCCUGUGUUCAUGACGCUGACUGCCUUUGCAAUGUACGGCUUCAUCAAUAAAAUUGAUAGUGAGUAUGAGACUUAAUUUUUAAAUUGUAUUAAAUGGAAAGGUGGCUAUUAUUUUUUAAA
This is a messenger RNA of Spodoptera exigua (beet armyworm), 1747 nucleotides long. The record is from the annotation of a GenBank genome assembly. NCBI's taxonomy places the organism in Eukaryota, Metazoa, Arthropoda, Insecta, Lepidoptera, Noctuidae.